AACCUCCUAGGCCUUUCUCCAAGACUUCGCAAAAUCGACCACUGUGUUUGUAUGGAUCGACCUGCGCUGCGAGGAGAACCAAUCGUGAGGCUGUGCUGCCUGGAUGCGUCCCUCUUGCCCAGUAGUAGUACCGAGUGCAACAACGGGUGAAUCUUCCCUCACAGCUCGUCACGCCCAGCUGACCCUCCAAGCACGAGUGGGCAACUCAAGUAUGUACAAGAAGUCAGAUUCAGCUUCUGAUGUGUCAUGCAGCGUGCCAGCCAAGCGUGUCUUUCAGCCGGUGGCUGCAUUGCGUCUUGCGAUAAACUCACUCAGCUCGCCUAGAGCUCAAGUCAGCAGCUCAUCUCUCUUCGGUACGCCGUUACAUACUCGUACUAUGUGCAAUACUACUAGCAGCACAGCUGUGAUACUAGGAUACAGUAUCAUCAACAAGGCUACCGUGCUUCUGCAGCGCGGUGGAGCCGUCAACACGGCGUUUCUGUCGCUAGUCCCUUGCUGCUGGGGCUUGGCUCUCGAUGGCUAUCCAUCGUGGCCCUGCCUGUAAGGCUUAGGACCUCCCGUCGUCUUAGACAAGCU
Messenger RNA from Trichoderma citrinoviride, 576 nucleotides. RefSeq lists its product as hypothetical. Lineage: Eukaryota; Fungi; Ascomycota; Sordariomycetes; Hypocreales; Hypocreaceae. The transcript has a single exon. The record is from RefSeq and is a predicted model, not a curated record. The coding region runs from base 104 to 544 and encodes 146 amino acids.